AUGUGUAUAAAUCAAGUCUGUGAGACAAACAGAAUUAAUGCUUUGGAAGGACCGUCAUUUAAAUUUGACAGUCGUUUUAACGGUGUUAGAGGAUGGGAAAUUAAAUGUCCAGAUAUUCAACAAAUUGAAGAAGAAAAUUCUCCAGAAGAAGAGGAAGAGAAGAAAAAAGAAGAAAAUAAUAAUUUAAAUGAAGAAUGGGGAACUCCAAAAAUAUAUUCACCUAUAGAAGGGGAAUUGGUUGGAAGAAUUAGAGUUAAUAGUGAACCUGGGGCACAGACUUAUACUGGCUGUACUAAUGAAGGAAUAUUUAUUGUUGGGGCUGGAAAGUGGAAUGAUUAUGAAGUUAGAAUUUACAAUGCUCGCUUUCUUGAAUCUCUACCUUUAGGGCGUCAGAAUAUAGAGCAGGGUCAACAUAUCGGUUAUCGUCUAAAAUGUCCAAACGACAAUAUAUCCCCAACCGUUUUUAUCGAAGUUCGUUUCCAAGGUGUUUUGCUUGAUAUAAGUGAUGCUAUAAGUGCAAAAAGUUGUAAACACAAAUCUUUGAGAAAUUUAAUUGAACAACGAUUUAAUUAUUGA
Molecule: messenger RNA, 576 nt
Organism: Meloidogyne enterolobii
Lineage: Eukaryota; Metazoa; Nematoda; Chromadorea; Rhabditida; Meloidogynidae
Source: the annotation of a GenBank genome assembly